AUGGCGCCUCGAGGAGAGAAAGGCAAGCCGAAGGCUAAGGUCCAUCAAGACUCAAGCAGGCUCUUGAAGCGCAAGCGCGGUCAAGAGGAAAUCUCAGACCUCGUGAAACGAGUCGAAGAUCUCGACAUCAAAACCUCACUCAAAAACUUCACCGAUCUCCCACUCUCUGAACCGACAGCCUCUGGGCUUUCAGCUUCUCACUACAAGACUCUUACCGAUAUCCAAGCGCGUGCGAUUAGCCAUGGCCUCAAGGGUCGCGACGUCCUCGGCGCAGCCAAGACCGGUAGCGGAAAGACCCUCGCCUUCCUUGUCCCCGUUAUCGAGAACCUCUAUCGCAAAAAAUGGACUGAACUCGACGGUCUCGGCGCACUCAUUCUGUCACCUACACGUGAACUCGCGAUCCAGAUUUUCGAACAAUUAAGGAAGAUUGGAAGGAAUCACCACUUCUCCGCGGGUCUGAUUAUUGGUGGAAAGAGUCUGCGCGAGGAACAAGACCGCAUGGGUCGCAUGAACAUUUUGGUUUGCACACCCGGUCGUAUGUUGCAACAUUUGGAUCAGACUGCCAUGUUCGAGACGAAUAAUUUGCAGAUGCUGGUGUUGGACGAAGCCGAUAGAAUUUUGGACAUGGGCUUCCAGAAGACCGUGGACGCCAUUAUCGACCAUCUUCCUAAACAGCGCCAGACCAUGUUGUUCAGUGCCACACAGACCAAGAAGGUCGGUGAUUUGGCUAGACUGAGUCUACAAGACCCCGAGUACGUCUCGGUUCACGAAGCUGCCGAAUCAGCAACCCCAUCCACCCUCCAACAACACUACACCGUCAUUCCAUUGCCACAAAAGCUCGAUACCCUUUGGAGUUUCAUUCGCGCCAACCUCAAAGCCAAAACCAUUGUUUUCCUGUCAUCGGGCAAGCAAGUCCGCUAUUGCUACGAAGCAUUGCGCCACUUGCAGCCCGGUAUCUCCCUCUUGCAUUUGCACGGACGCCAGAAACAAGGUGGUCGUCUUGAUGUCACGACAAAGUUCUCACAGGCUCAACACGCAGUCCUUUUCGCCACCGAUGUUGUUGCACGUGGUCUCGAUUUCCCCGCAGUCGAUUGGGUUAUCCAAAUGGAUUGCCCCGAGGACGCUGACACUUACAUUCACCGUGUCGGACGAACCGCUCGAUAUGAGCGAGUUGGUCGUGCUGUGCUGUUCCUGGACCCUAGCGAGGAGAAGGGAUUCCUCGGCCAGCUCGAACAGAAGAAGGUUCCCAUUGUGCGAAUCAACAUCAAAGCAAACAAACAGCACAGUGUCAAGAAUCAGUUGCAAAACAUGUGUUUCAAGGACCCAGAGCUGAAGUACCUCGGUCAAAAAGCCUUCAUUUCUUACGUCAAGUCGGUAUACGUCCAAAAGGACAAGGAAACCUUCAAGAUCAAGGAGCUUCCUUUAGAAGAAUAUGCACAGAGUCUGGGUCUUCCUGGUGCUCCCCGCAUCAAGUUCAUUAAGGGUGACGAUGCGAAGGAGCGCAAGAACGAGUCAUGGAGAAUGGCUCACAUGUCCAGUGAUGACGACUCAGACGCAGAGAAGAAGGAUAAGAAGGACGACAAAGAAGUGCGCACACGGUACGACCGCAUGUUCGAGCGUCGUAACCAAGGUGUGCUGGCGGAUCACUACUCCAAGCUUAUCAAUGACGAUGGCACGGCCAUCGACAAUGGAACCAAGAAAACAAGCGAAGAUGUUGACGACGAGGCUGACGAGGAUGCCGACUUCUUGUCCGUCAAGCGCCGCUUUGCCGCGGGCGAUGACAAUCUGGGCAACGCUUCUGAAUCUGGUUCCAACUCCGAUUCUGAUUCCGAUUCCGACUCUGACGCGGAGGAGGAUACCGGCGUCAAAAAAGUACACCUGCCGGGCCAAGACCCCCUCAUCAUCGACUCGAAGCGACGCGAGAAGCUUCUCAAGUCCAAGAAGAAGCUCCUCAAGUUCAAGGGCAAGGGUACCAAGCUAAUCUACGACGACGAGGGCAAUGCACACGAAGUCUACGAAAUGGAGUCCGAAGAUGCCUUCAAGGCGAAGGGCGACGCCGAUACUCAGCGCCAGAAGUUCUUGGAAGGUGAGACGGAGCGCACUCGCCAAGCCGAUAUCGAGGACAAGGAAGUCAUGCGCGAGAAGCGCCGGGAGAAGAAGGAGAAGCGCAAGGCCCGCGAGCGUGCCGAAAUUGCAGCCGAGGCGGAGGAAGAAGGCGAUUUCCAAGGCCUCUCCCAUUUGCCUCAUGUACCAUUCGAGAUCCCUGGUUCCGACUCAGAGCCCGAGUCCGAGCCCCGACCCAGCAAGAAGCAGCGUGUCUCCGACGACAAGGACGAGAAGGCCCCGAAGCCCAAGUCUAUCGAGACACUGGGCGAUCUGGAAGCUCUGGCCAGUGGUUUGCUGGGUUAA
This is a messenger RNA of Penicillium brevicompactum, 2409 nucleotides long. RefSeq names its product RNA-dependent ATPase HCA4 (gene dbp4). Bases 1 to 2409 code for a protein of 802 amino acids. Gene Ontology annotation, biological process: rRNA processing. Gene Ontology annotation, molecular function: RNA helicase activity; ATP binding; nucleic acid binding. NCBI's taxonomy places the organism in Eukaryota, Fungi, Ascomycota, Eurotiomycetes, Eurotiales, Aspergillaceae. The transcript has a single exon. Gene Ontology annotation, cellular component: nucleus. The record is from RefSeq and is a predicted model, not a curated record.